Phymastichus coffea is the source of this 4414-nucleotide messenger RNA. RefSeq names its product lachesin-like. Lineage: Eukaryota; Metazoa; Arthropoda; Insecta; Hymenoptera; Eulophidae. Bases 159 to 1586 code for a protein of 475 amino acids. The record is from RefSeq and is a predicted model, not a curated record. Gene Ontology annotation, cellular component: neuron projection. The transcript has 10 exons.
UCGAACUGUUGGCAGGCCCGCAGCAGACCUCGCACUCGCCACGGUGGAGCACGUGCGCGGCUCCAGCCAUGACCCUCGACCACACCGCCGCACUGCUUGCCGCCAGCUAAUCUCUUCUUCUACCGAGGACUCAAGCCCCUCAACAUUUUUAACCCGGAAUGAUCGAUCGGGAGAAGGCGUUUUUUAUAGUGCUAUUCACUUUGAUGAUUUAUCCAGGUGAUAAUUUAGGUAGAGCCACUCAACCAGAGUUUAACGAGCCUCUCACUAACUUGACUAUCGCACUUGGUCGAGACGCAGUCUUCACUUGCCACGUUAAACAUUUGGGUGGCUAUAAAGUGGGAUGGGUCAAAGUCGAUACAAAAGCUAUUCAAGCAAUUCAUGACCAUGUAAUAACUCAUAAUCCACGUGUCUCUGUAUCUCACCACGAUCAUACAUCUUGGAAUUUACGCAUUUCUGGUGCGCAACUAGAAGAUGAAGGCCAAUACAUGUGCCAAAUUAACACAAACCCAAUGAAAAGCCAGACGGCAUCGCUUCUUAUUCAAGUUCCUCCAGAUUUUAUAAAGGAUCAAACUUCUAGUGACGUGAAUGUUGCCGAAGGAAAUGAUUUAAAGCUACAGUGUCGAGCUAUUGGUAUACCCAUUCCACAAAUCACUUGGCGCCGGGAAGAUCAUAAAAGUAUAAUUAUUCGAGAACCUCUUUAUGAAAAAUCAACUAGCCCUAAUGGCAAAGUUAAAGUGUCUAAAAUAGCGGAAUGGACCGGCGAGGAGCUUUAUCUAAAAAAGAUCACUCGAGACCAAAUGGGCGUGUACUUGUGCAUCGCGUCUAAUGGUGUGCCUCCUGGUAUCAGCAAACGAAUCAUCGUCGACGUAUUUUUUGCGCCAGCGAUACAAGUACUAAACCAAUUAGUCGGCGCUCCUCUUGGCACCGACGUAAGGCUGGAAUGUUUCGUCGAAGCUUCGCCAGUUUUGAUUAAUUAUUGGAUCAAUAAUAAUGGUACUAUGAUAAUGAGCAAUGACAGGAGGUACGACGUUGUGACAACGGACAUUGUGACGGCGAACAGUGGGCCUAGGCAUAAGAAUGCGACCAAAGGCCAUCACAGUUCCCACCCAAACUUCAAUUACAAAGUGAAAAUGACUCUGACCAUUCGCAACUUCACCGGACAAGACAUCGGCACGUACAGGUGUGCUGCCAAAAAUUCUCACGGAGAAGUCGAGAGCAGCAUUCGAUUGUACGUGAUCGAGAACGCGCUGAAGCACAAGGCGCCGAGCGAGCCAGCUUACGUGGAGUCGGACAACGAGUUGGACCACAACCAGCUGCAGCAGCAGUCGAUGGAGCGGCCAGAGUCGCUCGACCACUCGGUCUACUAUGGCGACACGAGACACCAGCAACACCAGCACCAGCAACACUCGGAGCACCGCAAUCGGUCUCGCAGCCAUAGCCACUCUAACUCGGCUGGUGGCCAGGCGAAGUCGCGGGGCAGACGGCCUCCUCACCACCAGCUCGCCGGAGCCAGGGCGACCCAUCAAUCCUCGCUUUUAUCCAGCGCAAGCUUGCUCGUGCCGAUGCUGCUGCUCUGUUGCAGCUGAAACGCGUAAGCCAUUUCUCGUUAUGCAAAGCGCUGUGGGGUCUUGACCCCCGUCACCUCGAUAAUAAUGCUUCGUUGAUCUUUCUCAUUUAUUUUCAUUUACACCAAUUCGAAUAAGGAUCAUCGGUAUAUUUUUCUCGCUGUUCGCGUACAUUCGUAAAAAUUAAAAACUUUCUAAUGCUUUUGAUGUUUAAUCAUUGUGGCGUUUUCAAAAUAGUAGAUAAUCAGGAAUACAGGCGUGAAUAUUCAAAUAUCAAUUAAAAAUUAAAAAUACCAUAUAGAAAAUUUUAUACUUGAUUUUCAUUGGUUAUUUCUAGCAGCAUUUCAUUGCAUUCGAGCGUCAUUUGCUAACUGGUUAUUCAUUUUGAUGGGGAUAAUCAAUCGACUGAUUAAGUGCAAAGUACGUUUUAAUCUUGACUUAUACUAUUAUCUUAUCGCGAGAAACUCCCCUUUCCUCGGAAAAUAUUAAUAAUAGUAGAGAUGCUCAACAUAAUUUGUAUAUAAAGAAGAUAAGAUAAAUAAGUUACGCAAUGAAAACGUGAUGACAUUUUUUUUCAUAUGUUUACGUAAAUUCCUUAAAAAUUCCGACGACAUAUUCAAACUUACGAUGAGCAAAGUUCAUGAUUUAAUACAUAUGUUGCAGGAUUCAAAUUGAACGUUAAACAAUAUAACAUGGGUCUGAUUAAGGUAACUGAUUAUGGUAGACUGAUAAUCAGGUCCAUAAUCAUAGGCCAUAAUCAUCCUUGGUUAAUUGUUGAUCGAAUUUACGGUAUACACUCACUGUCAAUUUUCAUUUGAAUAACUUUGCAACUAAACAAUAUCAUUUAAAAUUAUGUUGGUUACACGACAUCCAUUGCAUAAAUGUAGGACUAUUGUUAUAGUGUGUAUUUAAAUAUUUGCAUAAUACAUUGAUGAAAUGCGUUCGUUCGAAAGUUUUUGUACAUAUAACACUUGACAUCGAACAUGCAAAAAUGUUUCAUAUCAGCGUGACUGAUAAAAAAAAGUGAUCACAGAAAGACUUUGUUACAAUCUUUGUCUAAGAAGCGCAGUGAUUUGGAAUUUUAUUUCAUUAAAUGAUGUUCGAAUAUACUCUUUUACAGGAGCAAUGCGUAUAAUCCGAUCGAAAAAUGUCGAGUUUCUUCUCAUUGGAUUUCGAGUUGUUAGUUUAAAUAGCUUGAAGGUUCCAUUCAAUGCUUCCUAUUCUCGUUGAAUAAACGUUUAUAUACAUUGGGUAAUUGAAAAAUACGAAGACUUGUAAUAAAUAAUAAUAAUCUUAACAAAGCACAACAAGCACGCAAUUUUUAUAAAUGUAACAGGUAUAUAUGAUUGAACGCGUGCUUCCCUUAUUCAGAAAUAAAGAGAGCAAUGGAAAAUCAUUCUCUUCGCCUCUGAUCAUAACUAAUGUAGAGUCUAAGCGAAUAGAUAUUUUAGAGCUAGGUAAAUUGUUCCCUAUUUUUAUUUGAGAAAUGAUGUAUUUAUUGUUAUGCGCUUCGUAUGUAUUGGAAAAUAUAACCUCAAGCGACCAAGAAAGAGAGAGAGAGAGAGAGAGAGAGAGAGAGAGAGAGAGAGAGAGAGAGAUGUGCGAUUGCGAGCAGCGCGAAAAAAGAGCGAUGAGGGGAAAAGAAACGCAUUUGUAACGAAAAAACGUGGCUUAUCGAGACGCGAGCAGGUACUAAUGAUGUUCCGCGAAUUUCGGCUCGGCUACCACUUUACUGCUUCAUGCCGUAAUGAUUGCCCCUGCGAUAUGAGCAAGUGUUCUUUAUGGUGUUAUAUAUAACCGCGUUAGCAACGAAAUACGAAUAGAUAUGAUGAUGAAUUUCAGCCUUUCAAGCCACCAGGAUAAUAACCACUAUAGUUGUGCACCGACUGUCGAGUAACUCUUAUUUUAGCCAAGAAUUCUGGGAAAUGGCAAUUAGGUCAGACGACUAAAAGAAUUUUGAUUUUCCGAUUAGAAAGCUAGAACGAAUAACCAACUUGCCGUGCUAAGAUCUAAUCAAAUUACCGAAUACUAAUGACGUUAAUACGGCAAAUGGUAUAUCCUCUUACUUUUAAUAUGAUUUCACAUGACUUCUGCUAUAAACUGUAAAUCGGCAUUAUUUCUUCAAUUCAGUUUCAUUUACAUGAAUGGAUCUGAUUAACCCAACCGGCUAUUUUUAAAUUACAUCAAAACUUUUCAAAUAAUAAUUAUAUUGACUAUCCUACACUCGCAAGUUAUAAUAUAUCUACGGUACUUUCCGAAUAAUUACAAUAAAAUAUGGAGAUGAUGUAUGAAACGGUGCAAGAUGAAUAAUUUUAGAAACAAAAAUAAAGAGUAUUUUCAACGUAGUUUUUAUCUUUUAGCGGGGAAUUAUUUUUAAACGAACGAUGGCAAAUAUGGAUCCAGAGUACAUGACUUCAUUCGGUUAUUUUCAACUGAAUAUUUCAUAAAGUGCAAACGAUACGGUUGAAUUGGAAAAUAAACUUGGAGUAAAAGCUUCAUCUAGUAAUAAAAAUAUGUAAUACGAAACUGUGAAUGAUUAAAUGGAAUGUUAUUAGAAAUUUGAAUUAAUACAAAUGUGCUGCGACAAGAAAAACGUAUAUGAUAAUUUUUCAUGUAUAAAUGAUGUAAAACUAUGUUAUUUGUUACAUCAGAAAAGCUAUAUAGGGUAACAUUAUUAUAAACACGAGUUAUAUACAAUGAAUGAAUAAAGGUCGUGAUUUGCUUCGGUAUGGAAGCGCAAUAUCAUUGAUGUAAUUAAAGGGAAAAAUGUUAUUGACCUGAAAUACCAAAACGCUGACUGUAUAAAACAAUAUUAUUUGUUGCCAAAUAAAAUUACAAUCUGUAAGUAC